This is a messenger RNA of Oncorhynchus masou masou (cherry salmon), 2002 nucleotides long. RefSeq names its product b(0,+)-type amino acid transporter 1-like. Gene Ontology annotation, molecular function: L-amino acid transmembrane transporter activity. Lineage: Eukaryota; Metazoa; Chordata; Actinopteri; Salmoniformes; Salmonidae. Gene Ontology annotation, biological process: amino acid transmembrane transport. Gene Ontology annotation, cellular component: membrane. The record is from RefSeq and is a predicted model, not a curated record.
UCAGCUUCCAGAGAGCUAUCUGAAGACGUCCCUGGGUUCCUGCAUCAAACACAACUACUAGCAUUUCUAUACAGGAGGGUAACAUGGACGAGGGCAGUGUGAGGAAGAGGAAGGACAUGUUUAAUGGAGGCCCCGGCCCAACCUCCAAUAUGUCUGCCUCCAAGCCUGCUGAGGAAGACGUGAAGGCUACCGUGCUACAGAAGGAUGUGGGCCUUUUGAGUGGGAUCUGUCUGAUCGUAGGGACCAUGAUCGGCUCCGGCAUCUUCAUCUCCCCGAAGGCAGUGCUGCUGGAAACGGGAGCCGUAGGACCAUGUCUGUGUGUCUGGGCCGCCUGCGGGGUGCUAGCAACACUGGGGGCGCUGUGCUACGCGGAGCUGGGCACCAUGAUCACUAAGUCUGGAGGGGAAUACUCUUACCUGAUGGAGGCCUUUGGGUCAGUGAUGGCCUACCUCUACUCAUGGAGCACCAUCAUGGUCCUAAAGCCCUCCGCCUUCGCCAUCAGCCUAAGCUUCGCAGAGUAUGCCUCCACGCCGUUCUACCCAGGAUGCACUCCUCCCAUUGUGGUCACCAAGUGCCUGGCUGCAGCGUGCAUAUUGAUGAUCGUGUCGGUGAACUGCCUCAGUGUGAAGCUAGCCAACUAUGUCCAGAACUUCUUCACUGCAGCCAAGCUUCUCAUCAUCCUGGUCAUCAUAGUGGCAGGCAUCGUCCUCUUGGCACAAGGAAACACUGAGAAUCUGUCCAACCCAUUUGAAGGAGCCUCAACCUCCUUUGGAUCCAUUGGACUGGCGUUUUACAAUGGGCUCUGGGCCUACGAUGGGUGGAAUCAGCUGAACUUUAUAACAGAGGAGCUGGAAAACCCAUACAGAAACCUUCCCCUGGCCAUUAUCAUUGGUAUUCCCUUGGUGUCUGUGAGCUAUGUGCUGGUCAACAUUGCCUACUUCAGCGCCAUGACCACUACGGAACUACUGCAGUCUCCCGCUGUUGCUGUGACUUUUGGUGACAGAGUGCUGUACCCCCUGUCGUGGGUAGUCCCUGUGUUUGUCGUCUUCUCCACCUUCGGAGCAGCCAAUGGGAGCUGCUUCACAGCCGGCAGGUUGACCUAUGUGGCAGGAAGAGAGGGUCACAUGGUAAAGAUCUUGUCCUACAUCAGUCUGAAGCGUUACACUCCUUCGCCCGCCAUCAUCUUCAAUGGUAUUCUGGCCAUACUCUACAUUAUCCCGGCAGACAUCAACACCCUGAUCAACUACUUCAGUUUCGCCCAGUGGGCUUUCUACGGACUCACAGCUCUCGCUCUCAUCGUCAUGCGCUUCACCAGGAAGGAACUCAAGAGGCCCGUCAAGUGUCCCAUGCCCAUAGCAGUGCUGGUGGUGAUCGUGUCCUGCUACCUGGUCCUAGCACCGAUCAUAGACAAGCCAGAGCUGGAGUAUCUGUACUGUACCAUCUUCAUCCUCAGCGGUCUGCUGCUCUACUUCCCCUUCGUUCAUCGCAGGUUCAGCUGGACACACAGGGUCAUGAGGCCAAUCACCAUGCAUCUCCAGCUGCUGAUGGAGGUCGUUCCUCCUGAGAAAAACGAAUAGAGGAAGAUAAUAAACAGCCUAAACUGACUGAUGUGGACAAAUGUAUUGUGCAUCCCAAAUGGUACCCUUUACCUUAUGUGGUGCACUACCCCAUAGGCCCUAGUCAAAAGCAGUGCACUACUUAGGGAAUAGGGUGCCAAUUGAGACACAGCUUUAGGGUACUGUAGGUACUGUACUGUCUCAUAAUGAACCUUCUGUACUGUGUCAUAAUGAACGUUCUGUACUGUCUCAUAAUGAACGUUCUGUACUGUGUCAUAAUGAACGUUCUGUCCUGUCUCAUAAUGAACGUUCUGUCCUGUCUCAUAAUGAACGUUCUGUCCUGUCUCAUAAUGAACGUUCUGUCCUGUCUCUUAAUGAAUGUUCUGUCCUUUCUCAUAAUGAACGUUCUGUCCUGUCUCAUAAUGAACGUUCUGUCCUGUCUCAUA